Molecule: messenger RNA, 2799 nt
Organism: Linnemannia hyalina
Lineage: Eukaryota; Fungi; Mortierellomycota; Mortierellomycetes; Mortierellales; Mortierellaceae
Source: the annotation of a GenBank genome assembly
AUGCUAAAGUACGUCAAGGAGGGUGCGCUCGACUUGCUCGCAUUCACCUUCCCAUCCUCCCUCAUCGAAUCCAUCCGCCAGGUCUCCGACGACGACUUCCUCUCCCCCGAAUGGGGCCACCAGCAACGACAGCCUCGCAUGCGUCGCCGUCACAACACUACUUCGUCCUCUUCCUCAAGAGCAGUCGCCCCCACCCAACGACACCUCCUUACCACUAAAACGUCUUCUGAUGGAGUCUUCAUUUCGGGUGGUUCGAUAUUACUGCAGGACACUGACACCCGGUCUCAUGAUUUACCGGACUCCGUCAGCAACAAUUGCCUAAACAAGGGACCCCAAUUACCCUACGAAGUCCUCACCUUGAUCUUCCAGUACCUCCCUGCUUCGGACAUGUUCUCGAUCCUCGCCGUCAACCGCCUUUGGCGUCAGAUCGCACUCAUAGAGACCAAGCAAAUCGACCUCUCCGAGUGUUUCCCCAUGGACUGCCUCGGCCUCGGAGACGACGACGUCUACAGCGACUUUGACUUUGUGUACCACCUCUUCUCGAUCUUCCCUCUUAUUUCGAGUCUUGUAAUCAAGGACCGAUACAUGCGCGAUCGUGACCUCCGAGUUGUCACGGCCGGUAUCCUUGCGGGCAAAAUGGCCUUCACGGAGGCAAUUGGGCCUGCCAUUGGUAGUGAGGCAUAUCUGGAAGCACAGCAUGCCAUUGCUCAACGACGGGCGCGACAACAACAGCAAGGAAAUACCUCCACGACAAAUACAACAACCACCCCCACAAAACCAACUUCCACAAAAGUCAUCCGAGCAAGCAUCAAGGAGGAGCUACGAGAGUUCUCAAGAUCAGUGGCAACAUAUGUCCUCAUUCCCCAAACUAGAAACACACUUCGGAAAAAGAUCCUGGAGCGACUCGAGUACAACCUGGAGCAGAAGGAGAUCCAGGAGUACUGCUGGAUGGUCGAGAGCGGAAUCAACCCCUUGACCUUCCAGAGCUCAACCGCUGCCUCCCUGACUCAGUGGCGAACAAUUUCUUCAUCUCCCUCGUCCCAUGCCUCAACUUCGACUGCGAUACCCGUUUUGGAUGCAAAACGAUACCCAUUGGUCCCCAUGACCCACUAUCGCUUUCAGGACUGCUGCUUUGCAAAGGACUGGGGUUCGGCUAUGGACAUCAACAAACUGCCCAUGAUCGGACUGGCAGCCGCCAUUUCAGGUCAAGGUCUGGUUGUCGAUUUGGAGGGCUCUUAUGGCGCCCCGUCCAAGAGCAUCAAGCAGAUGAUGGCGUUCUGUUUCGGAGCCCAUUGUGUCAUCUCCCUGGACCUCAACUUCCGACACACCCAUAUGGAGCUCGAGCAUGUCACAGAGCUUUUGAGCGAGAACCCUAUGCUCCACAAGAUUGAUAUUGUCGACUCAUCCGCCUACCACGACUUGAUCCGUAUGCCGGCACUGAGGGGUCUCGGAGAGAUGAUGGAGCGGAUGCAAAAACUUUGCUUCGAGCUGGACGAGCAGGAGCUGACGGCUACUUUACAGCAGGCCAGCGUGCUGCUGGCAGCCUUGGACAGGGACAUUGAUCUCGAGGAUGCUGAGCGAGCGGACAAGACGCCGCAAAAUUUUCAGCGCGGACCAACUGACGGUGUCCAUGCAGCGGAAGAGGUACCGUCGGAGCCUGUGCCAGCGUACCUUAUGGCGCAGAGGCGACCAAUGGACGAUCCUCGCCGACCAGUCGAGUCACUUUCACAACAGCUCAAAUUCGCCGACGACGCCACACCAACCGACAAGAUUAGGACAGCCAAGGUGUUGAUGAAAGGAGUCAUCCAUCAUGGCGUUAGUGGACUUAUCAACACACGGGACCGGGAGUCGGGACAAGCUCUACUUCACACGUUGGCCUGGCGCCGGUCAUACUCUGUGCUUGCUGCCCUUGCAACACAGCCAGCAAUCUCGACCGCAUCAACAACAUCCGACUUGGCCACGCCUCCAGCAACACUUGAACAACACCCAUCGUCGUUAUUUUCAUCCUCGCCGUCGUCCUCGUCGUUGUUUGCAACCAAAGGAUACUUCUGGAACCAAGGGCAAGGACUGUUGCCAUCAUCAGCUCCCACGUCGUCUACCUUGUCUGAGAUCGCACCCAGGCCAUUGAUGAGCAACUCAGAAUCCGCACGAGGAGAGGUGCUUUCAGCUUCGACCACAGCGCCAUUCUCGCUUGACCUUUCAACAUCAGCGCCAGCGCCAGCGCCAGCACCGUCCACGCCACCCUUGUCGUCAGGACUGUCAUCUUUAAUCAACAUCAGCGCACUGCCAGCAGCACUGUCGUCAGCCCUUUCUUUCCGCCGCAUGAGUUUGCCUGUCUCGACGCUAUGGAUCCCUGAGGACAGCGAGGAUAUUGGAGUUGGCGGAGGCACACAGCCAGAACCUGACUCUGAUGAUGAAGAGGACAAGGACGACAGUGGAGUAGAGAUGAGCAGAUUUUCAAGGAGUUCGUCCCCUGGCGAUGGAUCAGAUCAGGAGAAUGAUAGCGACAACGAAGCUGUCACCUCCUCAAGCACGUCGUCGACACCUAUAGCAACAGUAAUAGCAGCGGAGCCACCAGCAAAGCGAGAGUGGGUGAUACCCGAACAGCACCCGGUGGCGAUCUCGUUGAGGAUGGCGAGGAAGUUGCUUCAGCUGAAGGCGAACCCGAAUGUGUACAACAAGGACGGGCGGUCUGCAGUAGUGUGUGCGUCGUAUAUGGGGUUCCUGCCUAUGGAGUCUUUGCUGAUUGAGCAAGGAGGGUACUCAAAGGAGCUGAUCCGUAUCCGCGAGACUAUGUAA